This is a messenger RNA of Drosophila erecta, 2377 nucleotides long. Its product is annotated as odorant receptor 85b. The coding region runs from base 4 to 2334 and encodes 776 amino acids. Gene Ontology annotation, biological process: sensory perception of smell; detection of chemical stimulus involved in sensory perception of smell. The transcript has 6 exons. Gene Ontology annotation, cellular component: plasma membrane. The record is from RefSeq and is a predicted model, not a curated record. Lineage: Eukaryota; Metazoa; Arthropoda; Insecta; Diptera; Drosophilidae. Gene Ontology annotation, molecular function: olfactory receptor activity; odorant binding.
UUCAUGAAGUACGCAGUUCUAUUUUACACUUCCGUGGGCAUUGAGCCGUAUACGAUUGACUCUCGGCCCAAAAAAUUCCGUCUGUGGUCAUAUCUUCUCUUUUGGGCCAAUGUGAUCAAUUUGAGUUUCGUUGUUUUGGGAGAGAUCCUGUAUCUGGGAGUCGCUCUUUUCGAUGGAAGGUUCAUCGAUGCCGUCACUGUAAUGUCGUACAUUGGAUUCGUGAUAGUGGGCAUGAGCAAAAUGUUCUUCAUUUGGUGGAAGAAGGCCGAUCUAAGCAAGUUGGUCAAGGAAUUGGAGCACAUCUAUCCAACUGGUAAAGCUGAGGAGGAAGAAUAUCGGUUGGAUAGCUACCUGCGAUCUUGUUCACGGAUUAGCAUUACCUAUGCACUACUCUAUUCUGUGCUCAUCUGGACAUUCAACUUGUUCAGUAUCAUGCAGUUCCUCGUAUACGAAAAGUGGCUCAAAAUCCGAGUGGUCGGUCAAACGUUACCAUACUUGAUGUACCUUCCCUGGAAUGGGCAGGAAAACUGGUCGUAUUAUGUGCUGCUGUUCCUUCAAAACUUCGCAGGAUAUUCUUCGGCGACGGGACAGAUCUCAACGGAUCUUCUGCUCUGUGCUUUGGCCACCCAGGUGGUCAUGCAUUUUGAUUAUUUGGCCAGGUUGGUGGAAAACCAAGAGCUGGAUGACGAUUGGAACAGAAACUCAAGGUUUCUUGCAAGAGCUGUACAAUAUCAUCAGCGAAUACUUCGACUAAUGGACGUUCUCAACGAUAUAUUCGGGAUACCACUACUGCUUAACUUUAUGGUCUCCACAUUUGUCAUCUGCUUCGUGGGAUUCCAAAUGACCGUGGGUGUCCCGCCGGAUAUCAUGCUAAAGCUCUCCUUGUUCCUCUUCUCGUCCUUGUCGCAGGUGUACUUGAUAUGCCACUAUGGCCAGAUGAUUGCCGAUGCGAGCUCUAGCUUAUCGAUCUCUGCCUAUAAGCAGAAUUGGCAUAAUGCUGACAUCCGAUAUCGUCGCGCUCUAGUAUUCUUUAUAGCUCGACCUCAAAGGACAUCCUAUCUACAGGCCACUAUAUACAUGAAUGUAACGAAGUCCACUAUGACAAGCCUUCUGCAGGUAUCCUACAAAUUUUUCGCUCUCCUUCGUACCAUGUAUAUCAAGAUGGAGAAGUUAAUGAAUUACGCCAGUUUUUUCUACACAGUAGUGGGUAUACGGCCCUAUACCGAUGGUGAAGAGUCAAAAAUGGACAGACUUAGAUAUCGCAUUGUUUUUUGGUCGAAUGUGAUCAACGUGUGCUUCGUUGGAUUAUGUGAGAGCAUCUACGUCUACAGCGCCUUCAAGGAUAAUCAGAUCCUGGAAGCUGUCACUGUGAUGUCCUACAUUGGCUUCAUCAUUGUAGGCAUGAGCAAGAUGUUCUUCAUCCGGUGGAAGAAGUCGGCUAUAACUGAACUGAUAAAUGAAUUGAAAGAUAUCUAUCCGAGGGGUUCAAUCCAAGCGGAAAGAUACAACCUGCCCAUGUACCUGGGCACCUGCUCCAGAAUCAGCCUUACUUAUUCCUUGCUCUACUCUGUUCUCAUCUGGACAUUUAACUUGUUUUGCAUAAUGGAGUAUUGGGUCUAUGACAAGUGGCUGAGCAUCCGGGAGGUGGGCAAACAGUUGCCGUACCUCAUGUACAUUCCUUGGCAAUGGCAGGAUAGCUGGUCGUAUUACCCACUCUUAUUCUCACAGAAUUUUGCAGGAUGUACUUCUGCAGCGGGUCAGAUCUCAACCGAUCUUCUGCUAUGCGCUGUAGCCAGUCAGUUGGUAAUGCACUUCGACUUUCUUUCAACUAGUAUGGAACGCCACGAAGUGAGUGGGGAUUGGAAGACGGACUCCCGAUUCUUGGUGGAUAUUGUGAAGUAUCACGAACGUAUCCUCCGCCUCUCAAAUACAGUAAACGAUAUAUUCGGAAUUCCCCUACUACUCAACUUCAUGGUGUCGUCCUUUGUCAUCUGCUUUGUGGGCUUCCAGAUGACUGUUGGAGUUCCGCCGGAUAUAGUUGUGAAGCUUUUCCUCUUCCUCAUCUCCUCGAUGAGUCAAGUCUAUUUGAUUUGCCAUUAUGGUCAACUGGUGGCCGAUGCCAGCCACGGAUUUUCGGUUGCGACAUACAAUCAGAAGUGGUAUAACGCCGAUGUGCGCUAUAAACGAGCCUUGGUUAUUAUAAUAGCCAGAUCGCAGAAGGUCAUUUUUCUAAAGGCCACCAUAUUUUUGGAUAUUACCAGGACCACAAUGACAGACCUGCUUCAAAUAUCAUACAAGUUCUUUGCACUGCUGCGCACCAUGUAUACCCAAUAGGGAUGACCAGAGAAGAUCCCCAAUUCCUAAUCCCGUAUCUAUG